This is a messenger RNA of Arachis duranensis, 1971 nucleotides long. Its product is annotated as probable monogalactosyldiacylglycerol synthase, chloroplastic. Gene Ontology annotation, biological process: glycolipid biosynthetic process. The record is from RefSeq and is a predicted model, not a curated record. Gene Ontology annotation, molecular function: hexosyltransferase activity. The transcript has 8 exons. The coding region runs from base 209 to 1813 and encodes 534 amino acids. Lineage: Eukaryota; Viridiplantae; Streptophyta; Magnoliopsida; Fabales; Fabaceae.
GCAACCCACUUGGAGGAGCCAAUAAGAAGGAAAUAGUGAAGUGGAGAAAAUGGCACGAACCAACAAAACCCCCACUCUCUCUUCCUGUCUUUCUCCAACAAAGAGUAACAGUUUUCCCUCUGCAACCUAUUAAGUAUUAAUCCUCCCCCUCUCAAUCUGUAACAUUAUCCUAAAAUAGAAACAUUCACUCACACUUUUACUAUUUAUCAUGCAUAAUCCGGCUAGUGUUAACCACGAACAACGUUCUCUCUUCGAUCUAGGAACCCAAAUCUAUCGCUUCACCUUCAAUUCCACUCUCCCUGGACCAGACACUUUCUCCUCUUCUUCCUUCCUCCACUUCAACGCACGUGCGCCAAAGCGCACCGUUUUGAAGGUCAGGGCUUUCGCCUUCGCUACCUUCGUCAACGACUUCAACCGUGCGGUUACGUUCUACUGCGAUAGGGUUCCGAUUGGCUUCGCUUCGUUGAGGAUUGGUUCCUUCCGAGACCCCAAUGGCAAUGGAAGUGGUGAUGGGAAUGGAGGGCGUGUUGGGAGUGGUGACGAUGGGAAUGGGAAUGGAGUCAGGGAAGAUGGUGGCAACGGUGUUGUGGAAGGUGAAGGGUUGCAGUUUAAUGGCGGAGAAGGUGUGGGUCCCAAGAAGGUGUUGAUUCUCAUGAGUGACACUGGUGGUGGACAUAGGGCUUCUGCUGAAGCUAUCAAAGCUGCUUUCUAUGAAGAAUUUGGCGAUCAUUACCAGGUGUUUGUUACUGAUUUAUGGACCGAUCACACUCCUUGGCCGUUCAAUCAACUCCCAAGGAGCUAUAGCUUUUUGGUGAAACACGGGCCAUUAUGGAAGAUGACCUACUAUGGAACUGCCCCACGUGUUGUGCAUCAGUCUAAUUUUGCAGCAACUUCAACAUUCAUAGCUCGUGAGGUUGCUAAAGGGCUAAUGAAAUAUAAGCCAGAUAUAAUAAUCAGUGUGCAUCCACUGAUGCAGCAUGUUCCACUUCGUAUUUUGAGGGCAAAGGGGCUUUUGGAGAAGAUUGUUUUUACAACAGUUGUUACUGAUUUAAGCACAUGCCAUCCUACAUGGUUUCAUAAGCUUGUAACUAGAUGCUAUUGUCCAACAACAGAUGUUGCAAAACGGGCACAGAAAGCUGGACUUCAGCCAUCCCAAAUAAAGAUUUAUGGUCUACCUGUCCGACCUUCCUUUGUUAAGCCUGUUCGUCCAAAGGAUGUACUAAGGAGAGAAUUAGGCAUGGAUGUCGAUCUUCCUGCUGUAUUAUUGAUGGGAGGAGGUGAAGGUAUGGGUCCAAUUGAGGCUACUGCUCGGGCACUUGGAAAUUCAUUGUAUGAUGAAAAUAAUGGGUCUUCCAUUGGUCAGAUUCUUGUGAUUUGUGGUCGCAAUAAGAAGCUUGCUAACAAACUAAAUGCAAUUAAUUGGAAGAUUCCUGUGCAGGUCAAGGGAUUUGUCACCAAAAUGGAGGAAUGCAUGGGAGCUUGUGAUUGCAUCAUUACAAAGGCAGGCCCAGGGACAAUUGCUGAGGCCAUGAUCCGAGGCCUCCCAAUUAUUUUGAACGAUUACAUUGCUGGGCAGGAAGCUGGCAAUGUCCCCUUUGUAGUAGAAAAUGGUUGUGGGAAGUUUUCUAAAUCACCAAAGCAGAUAGCUAAAAUUGUUGCAGAAUGGUUCGGUCCAAAAGCCAUCGAGCUAAAAGUAAUGUCACAAAAUGCAUUAAGGCUAGCAAGGCCUGAUGCUGUGUUUAAGAUUGUCCAUGACCUUCAUGAGCUUGUAAGACAAAGAAGCUUCCUACCAGAGUAUUCUUAUGCAGCUUAAUUAAUGGUGAGGCAAAACUUUUUGUACCAGUUUUUCAGAUAAAAUGCCUGAAGCAGUGAAAGGUGUAUCACUAGUAAACAUACUGCAUUUUAUUAAAAAGUCCAUAUCAUUGUUCAGAUGCUCAUUUCAAAAUAAUAUAAUUUUUGCUGUUUCCUGCA